GUCCAAUCCAAAAACAUUCUUUGUUCAAUUAAAAAAAAUAAAAAUUCCAAAAAUAUUUGUUCGGGUGAUUCCAAUCUCACUAAACACAGGUUCAGAUCUUUCACAUUAAAUUACAGAGCUUCUGAAUCCUUGUUACUAGCUGGGUAAUGCUCGUACAAUGCAUCUGAAUCACUUUCACCAAUUGACUAUAUUACUAAAGGGUUUCAGAAUCAUUUGCUGCAGUUGGGUAUACUGCUAGGGCUUGGAAUUCAUUCCACCCAGUUGGAUAUGUUACAAUAGGUCUCCUGAAUCGAUUUCAACAGUUGUGUAGACUGAAAUUGGGCCUCAGAAUCACUUUCACCAGUUGUGUAUUACUGAUACAGAGCUUCUGAAUCGGUUUCACCAAUUAGGUAUAACACUAUAGGGUUUGUGAGUCAUUUUCUCCAGUUGCGUAUAUUGAUAGAGAGCUUCUGGUUCACUUUCACCAGUUGGGUGUAUCAGUGUUGGACUUUUGAAUAUCUUUCAACAGUUGGGUGUACGGGUAAAAUCAUCAUGAGCAUAGCUACGAAGCCUCGUAUUGCUAUUGUUGGCGCAGGAAUGGCGGGCCUUUCUGCUGCGAAUAGGCUAAUCGAAGCGUGCAGAACCAGCGACGGUUCAACCCCCUUCGAUCUUGUUGUUGUAGAAGCAAGCAAUCGAGCUGGGGGAAGGAUUCUUAGUGCUGAAUUCCACGGUGAGAAUGUGGAAUCAGGUGCUACAUGGAUUCAUGGCAUAGAAGGAAGCCCCAUCUAUGCCAUUGCGAAGCAGAUUGGUGCUAUGAGUGAUAAAAGCAAGCCAUGGGAGUUCAUGGACGGUCUUCCUUUGGCUACUCCCGCUAUUGCUGAAGGUGGAUCGAUUGUUCCUCCUACUGUGGUUGCUCCGAUGGUGAGUUAUUAUAGGCAUUUUGUGUCUGCGGUGCAAAAACAGUCCCAAACUGAGAUAAAUUUGGCAGAUGGUGUGGAACAGCACAAGAUUGAGGAAUUGAUUACGGAUUGUAGAAGCUUGGGAGACUAUUUAAGAAAAGGAUUAGAUAAAUAUUUGGAGGAAGCUGCUAAGAAGAAUCAAUCCCAAAUUCCUUCCCCGUCUGCUAUUAUCGCAGAGCUUGGACCGUUUAGCAAUGGGGAGCGAUCUUUUGGGGCACCCAAUUGGAAUUUGAGGUCGUUGCAGAAGGCUGUGUUUUCUACUCAGUAUAAUUUGGAGAGAUGUAUAACUGCUGCAGAUGGUUUGGAUAAUGUUGAUUUAGAAGCUUUCGGGGAGUACAGGGAGUUUCCAGGGAUGCAAUUGCCUAUACCUAGGGGCUUUUCUAGUGUGGUGAAUGAACUUGUAAGUAAGCUUCCUGAGGGAAGUAUAAUGUUUAAUGCUAGGGUUGAGAGGAUUGAGUGGUGUUGUGACGGGAGUAAGCCUGUGUUGCUAAAAGGGCCUGAUAUUGAGGCUGAUCAUGUGAUUUUGACUGUUUCAUUGGGUGUACUGAAAUCUUGUAUAAAAGGUUGCAAGAAGAAUGAUGUUGAUAGUGGAAAGGAUGAGGCAGAUGGCCUUAGUUUUGGCGGAUUUCAACCUCCGUUACCAUCAAGAAAGGUUGAUGCAAUCAGUAGGCUUGGGUUUGGGGUGGUAGAUAAGGUGCACAUGCACUUCAGUUCUAGUGUUUCAGAUGUACCAAGCAUCAUAUUUGUAUUUCGAAAACAACAAAAUAGUGACUGUGAUGAUGAUUGUGAAACUGGAGGUAUUCCAUGCUGGAUGCGGAAGACAUACUCCAUGACGCCCAUACAUAAUAAUUCUAGAAUUGUUGCAUCAUGGCUUGCGGGAAAGGAAGCAAUGCAAAUGGAGUCCUUGUCAGAUCAAGACGUCAUCCGUGGGAUGCUUAAUACUCUCUCUGCGUUUGGUUUCAAUCCUGCGAAGGACAGUGACAAUGCCGAGGACAAAAUGCCUGUGAUUGAUGCUGUUCUUAGAAGCAAAUGGGCUACACAUCCUCUGUUUUGGGGGUCUUAUAGCUAUGUUCCUCUAGGUUCUUCAGGUGAAGAUAUUGAACUACUAGCAGAGCCAUUGCCGUAUCCUGAGGAUCAGAACAAGAAGCCUUUUCAGAUUCUUUUUGCAGGGGAGGCUACUGAUAGGAACUAUUAUUCAACAACUCAUGCUGCCUUUUUAAGUGGAGUCAGAGAAGCAAACAGGUUGCUCAAACAUUAUAACUUACCAUAGCUGCGUUUGGUUCAUAUUUACUGUUAUUCCUUUUGAAAUAGGAUGUAAUAUCAGACUUCAAUAAUAUUAUGUUAGAAUUUAAGAUU
Messenger RNA from Cryptomeria japonica (Japanese cedar), 2294 nucleotides. RefSeq names its product probable polyamine oxidase 5. Bases 532 to 2208 code for a protein of 558 amino acids. The record is from RefSeq and is a predicted model, not a curated record. Lineage: Eukaryota; Viridiplantae; Streptophyta; Pinopsida; Cupressales; Cupressaceae. The transcript has a single exon. Gene Ontology annotation, molecular function: polyamine oxidase activity.